GCAGGGCCCGGCUGCGCUGCGGGGCCGCGGGGUCGCCACUCCUGGCUGCUUUGGGAACGGCCACCUCCUGCUCCCCGGCGUUGGCCUGCUGAAACGUGGAAAUACGUGAUCCAAAUCUGAGCGAACUGACUGCAGAUGUUUUUGUUGACUUUAUAGACUUUGAUUAUAUCUUUGAUACAAGAGAAUCCGCCCUGCAGGACGGGAGUGUAAUUCCAUCAAGGACUUCUGGUGACCUCAUAAACCAUGAGAGCUGGCAUUGACUUUAAUGGGCACCACGUGGUUAAGUUCCCAUGCAUCAUUUUGAAAAUCUGCAAGACCCUGAACUCCAGCUGUAUGAAGAGAGGGGCAGGCAAAGACAGUGGUGUCAAAAACACUCACAAUGGUGAAGGCUGCAAGAUUCUGACUUGUGGUAUCAGGCAAACAGCUCCUGCUCUGCCUGCAGUUUGGCAACUACAGAUCAAGAGAAGAAGAAUAUAAACUUCCUAGAACAAAACAUGCUGAGGAUGGCUUUCAGCUGCCACGUUCUUAGCUUAAGCCAAGUGCCUUGGAAGUGCAGCGGGAUACCCCAAUGAGGAGGGCAUGUUUGCCAGCCAGCAUCAUAGGGGGCACCACCACCAUCACCAUCACCACCACCAUCACCACCAGCAACAGCAGCACCAGGCUUUGCAGACGAACUGGCACAUUCCUCAGAUGUCGUCUCCUCCCGCCGCGGCCAGGCACAGCCUCUGCCUUCAGCCCGAUUCAGGAGGACCCCCGGAGCUGGGCAGCAGCCCCCCCGUCCUGUGUUCGAACUCUUCCAGCCUGGGCACCAAUACCCCCACGGGGGCAGCGUGUGCGCCAGGGGACUAUGGCAGGCAAGCUCUGUCCCCGGUGGAAACAGAGAAGAGGUCCGGCAAAAGGAAAAGCGACAGCUCAGAUUCCCAAGAAGGAAACUACAAGACAGAGGUCAACAGUAAACCCAGGAAGGAAAGGACAGCUUUCACCAAGGAGCAAAUCAGAGAGCUAGAAGCAGAAUUUGCUCAUCAUAACUAUUUGACCAGGCUGAGACGAUAUGAGAUAGCAGUAAACCUUGACCUCACUGAAAGACAGGUAAAAGUUUGGUUCCAGAACAGACGGAUGAAGUGGAAGCGGGUAAAAGGGGGCCAGCAAGGGGCAGCGGCCCGGGAGAAGGAACUGGUGAAUGUGAAAAAGGGCACACUGCUCCCCUCCGAGCUCUCUGGCAUCGGCGCAGCUGGUCUCCAGCACACAGGGGACUCACUAGCGAACGACGACAGCCACGACAGCGACCACAGCUCUGAGCACGCACACUUAUGAUACACAGAGAGUGCCCCAGCUCCGUUCUCAGGAAAGAUGCUUUGCUGGCAAGCCUUACACAGGCAUCGUUUACUUAUGCAAGUGACUCUGGCAAUGAUUUUUAAAGUUGUUAUGGAAAAUUCAGGCUUAUUGUGUCUGCUUUUCUCGAUUUUUAGAUGGUUUACAGUAAGUGCCAUGUCUUAAAGGUGCCUCAAGAGUGGAGAAGUGGAAGACAAACUUACUUUGAACAUUCCAGAUUUGUUUGUCGUGUUUAUGACAGCGGGCAGGUAUUUUUGCUUUAGCUUGCACUGAAAAUUACAUUGCUCUCGACAGAUGUUAUAUUCUGAAAACCACAGUGCCACAAAAUCACUAUCUAGUGGAUAAGAAAUGUAUUUUAACUCUGUAUAUAUUUACCUUACAGCAUUUUCCUGUCUUCACUAAUUUUUAGCAAUGCAUUCAUAUUAGCUGAUGGCAAUAGUCACUCAUGACAAUAAAUGGCUUUUUGUCUCUUUAUCUUUGUUUUGUUUUUCCAAAGACAUACAAUACAUGCAGAUACUUUUGUUCAAGUAAAGAACAAUCCAAUAGUGUCUGCUAGGACACAUCCUUGUAUGACAGACAAAACAAACCUUAUGUUGCAUUUACUAUCAACUGCUGCUAAUAGGGUAUUAUUAAACUUACCUAGCUCUUCAAUUCUUCCUAUCUUAUAACUGCAAAAAGUGAUUUUUAGGAUCAUAAGGAUAGUCCAGUAACCUGCCAAAAAUGUCAUGUUCCACUCAUGCUCAGUGGAAACUUUCCAAAGGAUUAUUAAUUUCUACUUUUUCAUGAUUGAGUACGUUGAUAAAUACUGACAUUUUGUAGAAAUUUUGUUACUUCAUAUUCAGUUUAAAAAACAGCAGAUAAACUGAAAGUUAUUAUCAACUGCUUAUGUUGGUAGAAAUCAAAAUAUGAAGGUAACUAUAUUGUGUCCCAUGUGUAAAAUCAAGACAUAUUUUCUGUUAAAAGCUUUUGUGUACAUACAGGCAAAUACCAAACCCCAAAAUUUAAUGCAAAACAUUGAUUGUACUUUGUAAAGAAAUAUGUUUAAUAAAUAAUCAUUUU
Neopelma chrysocephalum (saffron-crested tyrant-manakin) is the source of this 2391-nucleotide messenger RNA. RefSeq names its product mesenchyme homeobox 2 (gene MEOX2). Gene Ontology annotation, cellular component: nucleus. Gene Ontology annotation, biological process: positive regulation of transcription by RNA polymerase II. The transcript has 7 exons. The record is from RefSeq and is a predicted model, not a curated record. Gene Ontology annotation, molecular function: DNA-binding transcription factor activity, RNA polymerase II-specific; RNA polymerase II cis-regulatory region sequence-specific DNA binding. The coding region runs from base 580 to 1314 and encodes 244 amino acids. Lineage: Eukaryota; Metazoa; Chordata; Aves; Passeriformes; Pipridae.